CUAGCAUAAUCAAGCUUCAUGUUUGUUUUGGGCUUCGUCCUUCAAAGCCCAAAUUGGCACAAUCCAAUAGGCUGAACUCUUGGAGAACUUGGGUACUCAAAUCGCCGACGACUCGACGCUAUAGGUCGGCGGGAGGCUGACCGACUCCAAUCCAGUUUCUUCUCCGUCUUCCAAAGAACCUCCAGCAGGUCACCUUUCUCGACAUCAGUCAGAAAGGCUUAGCUACAGUGUUCCACAGUCGGAUAGCGAUUCACUGGAGUGGAGUAUCAUCCAAGUUUCUGAACCCUAAUUCAAUUGCAACUCCUCCCAAUCGGAAAAGAAAAUGGGGAAGAAACAGCACAGCAAAGAUCGGAUGUUCAUAACGAGAACGGAAUGGGCAACGGAAUGGGGUGGUGCUAAGUCCAAAGAGCUCCGGACGCCUUUCAAGCGUCUUCCCUUCUAUUGCUGCGCUCUCACGUUUACGCCAUUUGAGUCUCCUGUGUGCACAACUGAUGGCAGCAUCUUCGAAAUCAUGCAUAUCAUUCCUUACAUAAAGAAGUUUGGUAAGCACCCAGUUACUGGAGCUCCGUUGAAGCAAGGGGACCUUAUCCCACUCAACUUCCAUAAGAACUCUGAAGAAGAGUUCCAUUGCCCAGUGCUCAACAAAGUUUUUACGGAGUUCACACAUAUAGUAGCCAUCAAGACUACUGGAAAUGUUUUUUGCUAUGAGGCAGUGAAAGAAUUAAAUAUCAAGACGAAAAACUGGAAGGAGCUCCUUACUGACGAACCAUUCACUAGAGAGGAUCUGAUUACACUCCAGAAUCCUAAUGCUCUCGACUCUAGAGUUACUGUUGAGUUUGACCACAUAAAGAAUGACCUGAAAUUAGAUGAUGAAGAGCUGAAGAAGAUGACUUCAGAUCCAGCUUAUAACAUAAACGUUAGUGGUGACAUCAAGCAAAUGCUGGAUGAACUUGGAACUGAGAAAGGAAGAGAAGCUGCACUCCAUGGAGGUGGUGGUAGCAAGGCACGAAAUGAGAGAGCUGCUGCGCUUGCUGCAAUUUUAGCUGCGAGAUCACGGAUUAAAGAAGAUUCAAAAUCGAAAUCCAAAGAUGAAGAUAGACCAUCCAAGGGAUUCAGUGUUGUUGAUGCUGCAUCAGCUGCAGUUCACGGGAGAAGUGCUGCAGCAGCAAAAGCCUCAUCAACAGAUAAGACAGCUGCCCGCAUAGCAAUGCAUAUGGCUGGUGAGAGGGCACCUGUCAAUGCGAAGCUGGUGAAGAGUCGCUACACCACUGGUGCUGCCUCUCGAUCUUUCACUUCUACUGCUUUCACCCCCGUGACUGAAAAUGAGUAUGAAUAUGUUAAGGUCGAGAGAAACCCAAAAAAGAAAGGUUAUGUGAAGUUGCAUACGACGCAUGGUGAUCUGAACAUUGAGCUGCAUUGUGACAUCACCCCGAGGGCCUGUGAGAACUUCUUAACACUUUGUGAAAAGAACUAUUAUAAUGGAGUUAUAUUUCACAGGAACAUACGGAAUUUCAUGAUUCAGGGUGGUGAUCCCACGGGAACCGGGAAAGGGGGUGAAUCUAUAUGGGGCCAACCUUUCAAUGAUGAGCUGAACUCCAAGUUGGUUCAUUCCGGAAGAGGCGUCGUUAGUAUGGCGAACAGUGGUCCCCAUACGAAUGGAUCUCAGUUUUUCAUCCUGUACAAGUCUGCUAAUCAUUUGAACUUUAAGCAUACAGUUUUCGGGACGGUUGUUGGUGGGUUGACUACGUUGGCGACAAUGGAGAAGGUUCCUGUUGAUGACGAUGACCGACCUCUGGAAGAGAUAAAGAUAACUGGUGUGACGGUGUUUGUGAAUCCGUACACUGAACCUGAUGAAGAAGAAGAGGAAAAGGCGAAAGCCGAGGAAGCUGCCCUGGACGCUGAUAAGGACAAGGUUGGCUCGUGGUAUAGCAAUCCAGGCACAGGCGCGACAGAUUCUGAAGCCGGUAGCGGUGGCGUCGGAAAGUACUUGAAACCGAGGAGUGCCGGAACAGAAUCAGCUGCUGCUUCCGCUGAUCUCGCCACAGUUUCAGUUGGCAAAAAGAGGAAAGUUGGAGGUCCAGCAGUAGAAUUCAAAGACUUCUCUGGCUGGUAACAAAUUUUCUCUUGUAGUGUUGUAACCCCAUGCUGCUGUAUUAUCUGGUUGAUUUGAGAUUCACAGUGUUAGGUUCGCUACUGUACCGGACUUUGUAUCGAAACGUGUAUGUUGGAUUUUGUUGAUCCUUUACAUGCUUCAGUGAGUUUGGACGAGCUUAAUGGUAGAGAAAGGUAGAAGUGUAGAGAUAUGUGAUGUAACUAGCCACGGGCCCGGCCAGUUAGUCGGAUACAUUUCUUCAAUAACAUAAACUACCUUAGCAAUUAGUAAGCGAAUUAUAUAUUUAUUUAACAGUAUAUGAAAAUAUAAAUUAUUCAAUUAUCUAAACAUUCAAUCAGCAAAGAGAAUCCAAAUUAUUAAAUACUUGAAUCAUUUAAUAGGAUCAACAUAAGUGUUUUCCAAUAUUCUAAACGAAUUAUAGACUUAUAAAGUUAUAAUUCUUUAAGAAAAUGAAAGAUCAACCUUAUGCAAAGGAACCGGCUACUAAUAAGAUGUUUGACUCAGCCUUUUAUUUACUCCUCGUUUUCAGAGAUGAUUGCACGUUCAUUUUAUGGACUUUGAUGAGGAAUUUCAUCUCCACCAAUAACAAUGUAUUCAUAUCCCUUUGUGAAAAAUUUAUCUCCGUUAUUAAUUGUAUUUUCUUUAUUCUCUUGCAUUUCAAUAGUAUCUUGUUUUCGUGCAUUUCAUUUACCACAUUUAUUUUGGCUACAAUAAUUUAUUUUAUUGGAGUAUAAUUCACCUAGUCCAAAUAAUCAACAUCAUCCACGAUGUGUUUUGCUCCCCAUCACAUGUACUUGUAUCUAGGGGUGGAAGUUUGGUUUGUGGGUUGCGGGUAACCCGCAAACCGCACACUUUGUGGAUACCCAUACCCACAAUUUGUGGAUAGCGGGUUGGGAGUGGGCAACAAAAUAUUGAUUUUUGUGAUUAGUGGUUAACCACUACCCAUAGCGGUUUACCCACAAAAUCCACAUUAACCACAUUAGUUAUAUUGAUUUCAAAAUACUUUGUAACCCUUAUUAACCACACUAGUGUUGUAUCCGGCCUGUUGGCCGAUUUGUGGCCAUUGAGUAUUUUUUAGUUAAACGUAAUUAGUACGAUUUUUAGUAUUGUAUACUGGUGGUGCGAAAAAGUACAUUGAUAGUUUAUAUUUUUUACUUUUGAGUGUCCAUUAACUUUAAAAUUCUUAUUGAAUUUGUGUUUCGUUUUAUACUUAACCAUAAGAAGUUUAAAAUAGCCAACUAAUGAAAUGAAAAGCUAUCUAGAAUCUAUAUUCAUGCCUUGAGAUAUUAAACAUCACUGAAUCAAAACAACAAAUUUCAAAAAAGAUCUUUAUUUUCGUUAUAUGUGAAAUAAGUAGCUUGCAAAUGAAUCUUUCAAAAUUAAUUAACAUAUCACUAUUUUGAUUUAUAUAUUGUAGAUUUUCAUCUAUUGAAUUAAAAAGGAAAUAAUAUAUAGAAUAUUACUAUAGAUGUAUUACAUUUAAAUAGUUUAAAGAUACAAAAAUCUGAGGAAAAGAGAAAAAAAAUGUGCUAUGAAAAUAGAUUAUUUAGAAAAUUAUGUGGAGCAAGUACGAUACAAAAUAUUAAUUUAGAUGUAUUAAAUUUUUAUUUUUAAAAGAAAUGAUAAAUAUUAGCAAAAGAAUAUUUUGACUUGAAAUGGCCUUUGUAGGUUAUUCAUCAUUUGAACUUUAGUUAUCAAAAUUCAAAGUUAACGUUUAACAAUAUGCUCAUAUUUUUAAAUGUUUUAUUAACUAUAUCCUAUGUUUUCAAAAGUGAAGCGUUUGCCAGAUGAAAAAUGUCAAUGACUCACGAUUAAUGGUUUAUCGUUAUACAACUAUUUUGUAAUCGUUAAUGGAACUAUUCAUUCAUGUAAAUAGUAUAUCUAUAAAUAAUAGCAUAAUUAGGUGGAAGAAGUAUUUAAGUUGUUCCGUUGGACCAUAUUUUACGUUUAAUAAUUUUCUAAUAAAACCUUAUCUUGUAUUGACAGGUUUGUUAUGGUCUAUGAUCCCAAUAAAUUAUAUGAUAGAACGAAACUAAAAAUAAAUGAAAUUAAAGAUGAAAGUCAAAAUAACUUUUGAUAUGGUUGCGAUUCAUUCAUUUUUCUUCGACUUUAAGCAAUUAAAUAGAUUAAAUAAAAUUCAAGUAAUUUUUGGUUGAUCUAAUUCGACACAAAUAUCUAGUCGAUAUGAUAUGUAUGGAAUUAUUGUUUAACCUACGACUAAGCAUGUGAUCGUACCUUUCAAAAUUUAAUGUAAAAAACUAAAUAUGCUUAUUGGAAAAUUUAAAGAAUUGAAAAAAAUAUAAAUUGAUUAUAUUUUGCCAAGAUUUCCCAUUUUUCUUCCUCUUCAUGUUUGCCGAAAUCACUGUGAAAUUAAGUUCUAAAGCAUUUGAGAGUUGAUACUUGGUCAAUCUGUUUAAAGUAAAAGCCUAAUGCGAAAUAAUCUAUUCAGAAGGAAUCUCUUCCCAAACGUACACAAUCAUUAUCUCAUUUAGGAGCUAAACAACUUUAGAUAACCUCUGAAUUCAAUUAUUUUUUGUUUGAUCUAAUUUGACGCAAAUAUCUACUCGAUACGAUAUGGAUGGAAAUAUUGUUUAACCUACGACUAAGCAUGUGAUCGUACCUUUCAAAUUAAAUGUAAAAAAAUAGACAUGCUUAUUUGAAAAUUAAAAUAAUUAAAAACAAUAGAAAUUGAUUGUAUUUGCCAAGAUUUUCCGUUUUUCUUCCUCUUCAUGUUUGCCGAAGUCACUGUGAAAUUAAGAUUUUAAACCUUUAGAGGGUUGAUACUUGGUUUAUCUGUUUAACAUAAAAACUAAUGCGAAAAAAUCUAUUCAGAAUGAACCUCUUCCCAAACAUCCACGCCACAACAAUAUAUCAUCUUCGUCAUCUUGAAAUCCAAUUCGCAGUCAUUAUCUCAUUCAGGAGGUAAACAACUUUAAAUAACCUCUGUUUUUUCCUUAACCACACAAAAUAAAUCUACGCAGAGCAAAUUUCAAAUAUUAUUAUAAUAGCAUUUACCUUAAAAUAAAUAUUCUUUUCCCUUAAUCCUAAUCUCAUUUACAAAAAAGAAAACCAAAAGUCCAAUAAUAAUGAGUGACCCUUGGGUUUUGGAAAAUGGGCAAAAUUGCCCUUCCACCAAAUAAAGAGAACGAAUCAAAGUGCAAGGUGGCAACAAUGAGUUAGAGUGAAGUGCAUAAUAUAUUGUGUAGAUGUAGAUUAGUUAUAUUAGUUUGUGAAACUUGGAAGACUAAGAAUUAAAGUAGCUACCAAAAUCAAAUACACACUUAUUCUAUAAAACAAAACCAAGUCAAUACACAAUGUUCAUGUGAGAUACUUUUUUUCAAUAAGCAUUAUCCGUGUGGUAUAUAUUUAUUUUAUAACAAAAUAAAGUCCGUAGAUAGUCAGAUAAAUUAAUCGAUUCGUUAACAUAGGGGAAUAAUCUAUAAAGAUUAGUCUGAUACCAAACUCAUCUCCAUUUCUCCAUGAACUCACGAACAACACAACAUGCAACCAGCUACUAACAAUACAAUACUAUAAUUGAGAGUGGAGAAAACCGAUUCAUUAAAAGCGGGUGUCUCCACUUAUUGAGCCACUUUUGUGUUUUGAUUUUGUUGCCAUUGGAGGAGCUGUGAGAUGCAACGAUGUUUGUCUAGUAAUUAACUUAUUGUAUUCGAGAUUUAUAAUUUAUUUAACACAUUAUUAACUUUAUUUUAUGUAUGUUUUUGUUUGAGAAGAAACACAAUAUCACUAUUUAUUUACCAUAUUAUUAUAUUUAAUGUGAAAUUUUUGUGGGUAUCCACAACCAACCCGCAACGGGUAGUGGUUAACCACUACCCACUGUGGGAUGGGUUAUGGGUAGCAUAAUUCUAUAUUUGUGGGUGUGGUUACACGCAAAAUGUGAGGCGGGUAACCACUCACACCCACCCCAAUUUCCACCCCUAUUAUCUCCCUUAUGAACACUGUCUUCCUUUUUUUCUCAGCAGCAACAUCAUCUCUAGCAUUGGAUUCAUUACAUCCAACAUUAUUAAUUUAGAUUGUUGACAUUUAAAAGUACAACAUAUGGUGAUAUUUUAUCAAAUCAUAAGUGAUUAAUAUAUAUAUUGGAGUAAAAAUUGUAGUUGGAUACAUUUGCACGCAUGUUAGAGGGAGAUUUAGUAAUGUUAUGUUGGAGUUUGAAGUUCUAAACAACAUCAUUUGUAUACAGAUUAAAGAAUACAACUAAGUAUCAUUCGAAAAACAUGGUUAUAAUAAUUGAUAGCUUUACAAAUUGAAGAUGUAUACAGUUGAUAGCAAGAUAGUUAGUGGAUGAUAGACACAAUCAAUUGCAAUACAAAAUGAAAUAUUCC
Linum trigynum is the source of this 6456-nucleotide messenger RNA. The record is from the annotation of a GenBank genome assembly. NCBI's taxonomy places the organism in Eukaryota, Viridiplantae, Streptophyta, Magnoliopsida, Malpighiales, Linaceae.